AAUAACGUACUUUAUCGGUCAUUGGUUCAUCACGGCUACGCUUCCGGAUUUAUGCGUAUAGCAAUGAAUCAUUCGGCACAAGUCGGGAGUAAUCACGUGUCCGAUUCAGUUUAUCAUUUUUCUGAUACAUAUAUGUAUACAUACGCUCGCAUACACGCGCCAAGAGUGCGUCAUUCUCGUCGCUGUACAAUUGCGCGUAUAAUGUCAACAUUACAAAACGAUGUCAACUAGUCUAUAUUUUAGUCUUUCUGCGUAGAUCAGUUAGCCACGUUGUGCAAAUGUCUGAGAUGCGAUGAAAUCUUAUUUCAAAAGUAAAUCUCAAAUUGUGUCACCUGAAAAUGAUGAAUCCGUCGACUCAUACUGGUGCGGAGAACAAUGAUGGUGAUGGCGAUCGUAUCGACGUGUACGACGACGAUGGAGAAAGACUUAUCAAACCAAGAAAUAAUUUUGCAUCAUACGCUAACGAAGAUGUCGACGUUCGAUUUCGAAGCACUGUCAACAAUAUCACAAUAUGCAGUAACAUAGAGGCUAUCUCGGGUCAGUCCAGAAGAUUGACCACCUCGGAUGUAACCCCUGGAGCGACCAAUUUCCUGUCAACCAAUUACGAGAGUUUGGAUUAUGACCCCUGUGAGAAUUAUCUUUUGCAAGAUGAAGAAAGGAAGAAAGGAUACAAGUUUGUUGUCAAAAAGGACUUUGCCAGGUGGUUUAUCUUCCUUUUGAUUGGAAUCUGCACUGCUCUCAUAGCAUUCUUUGUAAAUAUAUCGAUAGAAGAAUUGUCUAGUGUGAAAUAUGGUUGGCUUAAGAAAUAUGUGGAUCAUUGUGUGGUAGAAGGUUGCCUAUGGUUACCAUAUAUGAUGUGGUUAGUAUUAAAUAUAGUGCCAGUUUUAAUAGGUGCUAUCUUAGUAGCCUAUAUAGAACCUGUUGCCGCAGGAAGUGGUAUUCCACAGGUAAAAUGUUACUUGAAUGGAAUCAAAGUACCACGAGUUGUGCGCAUCAAAACUCUAGCUGUAAAAACUAUUGGUGUCAUAUGUACUGUAGUUGGAGGUCUAGCUGGAGGCAAAGAAGGUCCUAUGAUUCACUCUGGUGCUGUUGUUGCUGCGGGAAUUUCUCAAGGCAAAAGUACAACUUUUAGGAAAGAUUUGAAGAUAUUCAAAUAUUUUCGAGAAGAUCAUGAAAAACGAGACUUUGUGGCCGGAGGUGCUGCAUCUGGAGUUUCAGCCGCUUUUGGAGCACCAAUUGGUGGAGUCUUAUUCAGUAUAGAAGAGGGAACUAGUUUUUUUAACCAAAGCUUAACAUGGAGAACGUUUUUCGCCAGUAUGAUUACUACAUUUACUUUGAAUCUAGCCCUGAGUGCAUACCAUAAACAUCCUGGCGAUCUUUCGUAUCCAGGCUUGUUGAAUCUAGGAAAAUUUGAGUCGAUUUCGUAUCAGAUCUAUGAAAUACCUCUGUUUAUGUUAAUGGGCACAUUUGGCGGAUUACUCGGCGCUUUUUGGAACCAUGUUAAUUACAAGAUCACCUGCUUUCGUCUGCGAUUUGUAACACGAAAGUGGCUGAAAGUGAUAGAAGCUCUGCUGGUUGCAAUAUUGAGUGCCACUAUGGGAUCUUUGAUGAUAUAUUUCGUCAACGACUGCAAACAGUUGGGUAAUGAUCCCACUAAGUUUCCAGUUCAAAUGUAUUGCAAAGAAGGGGAGUACAGUGCCGUUGCUGCUUUGUGGUUUCAAACUCCAGAGAGUAGCGUGCGAUCUUUGUUUCAUGAUCCUAAAGGAGCUCAUAAUGACAUCACGCUAGCCAUCUUCGUCGUAUUAUAUUUCUUUCUUGCUGCUGCUACUUUUGGCCUAUCGAUGUCAAGUGGUCUUUUUAUUCCAUCUCUGUUAAUUGGAUCUGCAUGGGGUAGAUUAAUUGGAUCGGCUCUCUCGAAGAUGUGUCCAAAUUGCGAAGUGUUAGAUCCUGGAAAAUAUGCUUUGCUAGGCGCUGCUGCACAAUUAGGAGGUGUUGUUAGAAUGACAAUAAGUUUAACUGCAAUUUUAAUAGAAGCGACACAGGGAAUAUCUUUUGGUUUACCUGUCAUAAUAGUCCUUAUAAUGGCAAAAUGGGUUGGUGAUUUCUUUAAUGAAGGAAUUUAUGAUAUUCAUACACAAAUGGCUGGCAUUCCAUUACUUCCGUGGGAACCACCGCCACUAUCAAACAAUAUUUAUGCAAGUGAGAUAAUGAGUCAUCCGGUGGUUACUCUGAAGACUGUUGAAAAUGUAGGACAUAUUGUUGAGCUUUUGAAAUGCGUCACAUUCAAUGGAUUUCCUGUAGUUGAUCCGCCAAGUAGUGAUCAGGCUGAAAUAAAUUCUUACGGUCGAUUUCGAGGUCUGAUAUUGCGUUCUCAGUUAAUAGUACUUCUGAAAAAUAAAGUAUUCAACGAAUAUGAAGAAUUCUGGGAGAAACCUUUAAGUAUGAAGAUGUUCAGAAAUGAGUAUCCUAGAUAUCCAACCAUCGAGCAAGUUGAUAUCACCGAUGAUGAGAAAACUUACACUAUAGACUUAAGACACUUUAUGAAUCCUUCUCCUUAUACAAUACCACAUUCCGCAACACUGCCAAGAACGUUCAGACUCUUCAGAGCGUUAGGGUUACGUCAUGUGCCAGUAGUAAACGAUGUCAAUGAGGUAAUUGGCAUUAUCACACGAAAAGAUGUUGCCAGAUUCAGGAUUUGGAAGCAUCAAGGAAGAAUGGGAUUGGAUGAACUUUUAAUUACUAAUAAGAUUUAACUCUUAAACUUUUUUUGCUUUUCUUGGAUUUUAUAAAAUUAUGAUUUUAAUGAAA
This is a messenger RNA of Linepithema humile (Argentine ant), 2808 nucleotides long. It is a transcript of the gene ClC-b, whose product is annotated as chloride channel protein 7. Gene Ontology annotation, cellular component: intracellular membrane-bounded organelle; lysosomal membrane. The record is from RefSeq and is a predicted model, not a curated record. Gene Ontology annotation, biological process: transmembrane transport; chloride transport. Gene Ontology annotation, molecular function: voltage-gated chloride channel activity. NCBI's taxonomy places the organism in Eukaryota, Metazoa, Arthropoda, Insecta, Hymenoptera, Formicidae.